CCUGAAGAAAGCAAGACCGUUUCUUAAGGGUUUGGCGAUUACAAUGCAAAUACAGCAGUGAGCGCCUUGUGGGCUUCUUUCGAGGAUUCUCAGUGGAGUCACAAACAAUUUUUUUGCUUGUAGGAGAAAAACAGCAGCGGACCGUUUGUGGAUGUGGAACUGUUGCACCUUACGUACAGAGAUGGCCCACUGAUACCUGAAGGGAAGCAAAACAUAAAGCACUCCUUCCUCUGGAGAGUAUCACCCCCCCUUCUGCAUCUGACGGAAGAUCUCCAAUCAUGAUGUCCGCAUGGCUGCCGCUCGUGUUCCUCGUGCUGCGCGCUGGCCACGGGGGAUCCUUCCCCACGGCUCCGACCGAGACGUCGCCUGAGACCGGAGUCUUCAGAGUGACCGACACCAGCCUGACGCACCUCACCGUGCACCGCAAGACGGGCGAGGUCUACGUGGGCGCCGUCAACCGCGUCUACAAGCUCUCGGCCAACCUGACGGAGCUGCGCUCCCACAUGACCGGCCCCGUGGAGGACAACUCCAAGUGCUACCCGCCGCCCAGCGUGCGAGCCUGCGCUCACAGGCUGGAGCCCACAGACAACGUCAAUAAGCUGCUGCUGGUGGAUUAUGCCGGGCACCGGCUGGUGGCCUGCGGGAGCAUCUGGCAGGGCGUGUGCCAGUUCCUUCGCCUGGAAGACCUCUUUAAGCUCGGGGAGCCCCAUCACCGCAAGGAGCACUACCUAUCCGGGGCCAAGGAGGCCGACGGCAUGGCAGGGGUGGUGGUCGGUGAAGAAGAUACCACAGCCGGGGACGGGAAGAAGAAGAAGAAGAGAGGCAGCCGCCUCUUCAUAGGCGCUGCCAUCGACGGGAAAUCCGAGUUUACCCUGUCCAGCCGCAAGCUGGUGGAGGACGAGGAGAACGUCAGCAUGUUCAGCUUGGUCUACCAGGACGAGUUUGUGUCCUCGCAGAUCAAAAUCCCGUCGGACACCCUCUCUUUGUACCCGGCGUUCGACAUUUACUACGUUUACGGCUUCUCCAGCCGCACCUACAUCUACUUCCUGACGCUGCAGCUGGACACGCAGCUGACGCAGAUGGAUGCCACCGGCGAGAAGUUCUUCACGUCCAAGAUAGUGCGCAUGUGCUCCAACGACACCGAGUUCUACUCCUACGUGGAAUUCCCCCUGGGCUGCACCAAGGAUGGGGUGGAGUACCGCCUGGUCCAGGCUGCCUACAAGCAUCGGCCAGGCAGGAUGCUGGCCCGGGCCCUCGGCCUCUCGGAAGACGAGGACGUUUUGUUCGUGGUCUUCUCCCAGGGCCAGAAGAACAGGGCUAAUCCACCCCGUGAGACGGUGCUAUGCCUCUUCACCCUGCGUCAGGUCAACUCGGCCAUGCGAGAGAGGAUCAAGUCCUGCUACCGCGGUGAAGGCAGGCUGUCUCUGCCUUGGCUGCUCAACAAGGAGCUGCCCUGCAUCACCACGCCCAAGCAGAUUGGCGACGAUUUCUGUGGCCUUGUGCUGAACCAGCCACUAGGGGGCCUGGAUGCCAUCGAGGGGACGCCCCUUUUCGACGAGCGCGUCGACGGCAUGGCCUCGGUGGCCGCCUACACCUACGGGGAGCACACCGUGGUCUUCUUGGGCACUCGCAGUGGUCAUCUCAAGAAGAUUCGAGUGGAUGGCAUUCCUCCUCCAUCCCAGAAUGCUCUGCUGUACGAGACGGUCUCGGUGGUGGAGGGAAGUCCUAUACUGCGGGAUAUGGUCUUCAGUCCAGACUAUCAGUACAUCUACCUUCUGAGUGAAAAGCAGGUGAGCCGGGUGCCAGUGGAAAGCUGUGGGCAGUACCAUAGCUGCCGGGCCUGCCUUGGCUCUGGGGAUCCCCACUGCGGCUGGUGUGUCCUCCACAACAAGUGCUCCAGACAGGAAGCGUGCGAGAAGUGGGCCGAGCCGAAGCGCUUUAAUGUUGAGCUGGACCAGUGUGUUGACAUUGAGGUCGUACCCAGCAAUAUGUCUGUGACCUCUGCCUCCGUCCAGCUCACCGUGAAGGUGCGCAACGUGCCCAGUCUCUCUCAGGGGGUCACCUGCGUUUUCGAGGGGCUGGCAGAGAGCCCGGGUGAGGUCUUGGACAAAGGUCACGUCCUCUGCGUGUCCCCCUCCUUGCGGGAUGUCCCAUCCGUCACUCUGGGGGACAAACGCGUGGUCAAAUUAUCCCUCAGGUCCACGGAGACUGGACACAAAUUCAUCACCACGGAUUUCAUCUUUUACAACUGCAGCGUUCUCCAGUCGUGCCUGUCCUGUGUGAAGAGCCCCUUCCCUUGUAACUGGUGUAAAUACCGGCACAUCUGCACCAACAAUCUGGCCGACUGCUCCUUCCACGAGGGACGCGUGAGCAACAUGGAGGGCUGUCCACAGAUCUUGCCCAUCAAUGACAUCCUGGUACCCGCUGGCGUGAUUCGCCCGAUCACGCUGCGCGCCCGCAACCUGCCUCAGCCUCAGUCAGGCCAGAAGAACUACGAGUGCGUCUUCAACAUCCAAGGCAAGGUGCAGCGCAUCCCGGCUGUGCGCUUCAACAGCUCCUGCAUCCAGUGCCAGAACACCUCGUACUGGUAUGACGGCGAUGACGUCGGUGACCUGGCGGUGGAUUUCUCCAUUGUUUGGGAUGGGGACUUCUUCAUCGACAAGCCGGUUACGAUGAAAGCCCUGCUGUACAAAUGCGAGGCUCAGCGGGAGAGCUGCGGCCUGUGUCUGAGGGCAGACAGCGCCUUUGACUGCGGCUGGUGCCUAGCUGACAGGAAGUGCCUCUUGCGGCAGCACUGCCACGCCCCCGAGCAAAACUGGAUGCACCAGAACCGUCGCAGCGUGCGCUGCAGCCACCCCCGCAUAACCAAGAUAUGGCCACUCGCUGGACCCAAAGAGGGCGGCACGCGGGUAACCAUAGAGGGAGAGAACCUCGGCCUACAGGUACGGGAGAUUACCCAAGUACGUGUCGCUGGCGUCCGCUGCAUCCCCGUCCCGUCCGAGUACAUCAGCGCCGAGAGGAUUGUAUGUGACAUGGAUGAGUCACUGCUCUCCAACCCCCCCGGAGGCCCAGUGGAGCUCUGCAUUGGUGACUGCUCUGUAGAGUACCGCACACAGUCCCCACAGACUUAUUCCUUUGUGCUUCCCAGCUUCGAUCGCAUCCACCCAAAGAAGGGACCCAUGUCCGGGGGCACCAGACUCACCAUCUUCGGCAAGCACCUGGACGCCGGCAGUGCGGUGACAGUGUUCCUCGGCCAGGGCGAGUGCCUCUUUGUGAGGAGAAACAUGAAGGACAUCGUGUGUGUGACCCCUCUGUCCACAACUGGAUCCACUUCCUCGUCCAUCAGGCUGUUCAUCGACAAGGCGGAGAUAACCAACGUUAACACAAUCUACGUCUAUACCGAGGACCCCACGGUGGGCGGCAUCGAGCCCAACUGGAGCAUUGUCAAUGGGAGCACGACCAUCACUGUAAUGGGCAGCAACCUCCUUACCAUUCAGGAACCCAAAGUACGGGCUAAAUAUGGAGGUGUGGAGACCACCAACGUGUGCACCGUCACCAACGACUCUACAAUGACGUGUCUGGCUCCCGGCAUCGUCUACACCAAGCGGCAGGUCCCCGAGUCUGGCCUGCACCCAGAUGAGUUUGGCUUCGUUCUGGACCAUGUGACCGCCUUACUCAUCCUGAAUGGAACUCCCUUCACCUACUAUCCCAACCCUACCUUUGAUCCUCUGGGCAGCUCUGGGAUCCUGGAGGUGAAGCCAGGGUCACCUAUCAUUCUUAAAGGGAAAAACCUGAUACCUCCUGCUCCGGGGAACGCCCGACUGAAUUACAGCGUGCUGAUUGGAGAAACCCCGUGCCUGUUAACCGUCUCAGAAUCCCAGCUGCUCUGUGAUUCGCCGGAACUCACAGGGGAGCAGCGAGUGCUGAUUCUGGUGGGCGGUCUGGAGUACCCCCUGGGGACCCUGCACAUCUACUCGGACAGCGCGCUGACCCUGCCAGCCAUCAUCGGCAUCGGCGCCGGCGGCGGAGUGCUGCUCAUCGCCAUCAUCGCCGUGCUCAUCGCCUACAAGCGCAAGACGCGCGACGCCGACCGGACCCUCAAGCUACUGCAGCUGCAGAUGGACAACCUGGAGUCCCGGGUGGCGCUAGAGUGCAAGGAAGCCUUCGCCGAGCUGCAGACAGACAUCCAGGAGCUCACCAACGACAUGGAUGGAGUGAAGAUUCCCUUCCUGGAGUAUCGUGCCUACGCCAUGAGGGUCAUGUUCCCCGGCAUCGAGGAUCAUCCCGUCCUGAAGGAGCUGGACUCCCCCGCUAACGUGGAGAAGGCCCUGCGUCUCUUCAGCCAGCUGCUGCACAACAAGAUGUUUCUCCUGACCUUCAUCCACACGCUCGAGGUGCAGCGUUCCUUCUCCAUGCGCGACCGUGGCAACGUGGCCUCCCUCCUGAUGGCGGCGCUACAGGAGCGCAUGGAGUACGCCACCGUGGUACUGAAGCAGCUGCUGGCCGACCUCAUCGAGAAGAACCUAGAGAACCGGAACCAUCCAAAACUGCUGCUCAGGAGGACCGAAUCUGUGGCUGAGAAGAUGCUCACUAACUGGUUUACCUUUCUGCUGCACCGCUUCCUGAAGGAGUGUGCUGGAGAGCCUCUCUUCAUGCUCUACUGUGCCAUCAAGCAGCAGAUGGAGAAAGGUCCCAUCGACGCCAUCACAGGCGAGGCGCGCUACUCCCUGAGCGAGGACAAGCUCAUCCGCCAACAGAUCGACUACAAGCAGCUGACUCUGAUGUGCAUCCCCCCCGAGGGUGAGGCGGGCACUGAGAUCCCAGUAAAGGUGCUGAACUGCGACACAGUGACUCAGGUGAAGGACAAGCUGCUGGACGCCGUCUAUAAAGGCAUCCCAUACUCUCAGCGCCCCCAGGCCGAGGACAUGGACCUGGAGUGGAGACAGGGGCGACUUACCCGAAUCAUUCUCCAGGAUGAGGACAUCACUACCAAAAUCGAAAGCGACUGGAAGCGACUCAACACUCUGGCCCAUUACCAGGUGACCGAGGGGUCCCUGGUAGCCCUGGUUCAGAAGCAAGUCUCAGCCUACAACAUUGCCAAUUCCUUCACCUUCACACGCUCCCUCAGCAGAUACGAGAGUCUCCUGAGGACAUCCAGUAGCCCGGACAGCCUACGUUCCAGAGCCCCAAUGAUCACCCCCGACCAGGAGACGGGCACCAAACUGUGGCACCUUGUCAAGAACCAUGAGCAUGCAGACCAACGUGAAGGCGACCGUGGCAGCAAGAUGGUGUCCGAGAUCUACCUGACCCGCCUCCUGGCCACCAAGGGCACGCUGCAGAAGUUCGUGGAUGACCUGUUUGAGACUGUGUUUAGCACCGCCCACCGCGGCAGUGCCCUCCCCCUGGCCAUCAAGUACAUGUUCGACUUCCUGGACGAGCAGGCCGACCGGCGACAGAUCAGUGACCCCGACGUGCGACACACCUGGAAGAGCAAUUGCCUGCCUCUGCGUUUCUGGGUAAACGUCAUCAAGAACCCUCAGUUCGUAUUCGACAUCCACAAGAACAGCAUCACGGACGCCUGCCUGUCGGUGGUCGCUCAGACCUUCAUGGAUUCGUGCUCCACCUCUGAGCACCGGCUGGGCAAGGACUCGCCCUCCAACAAGCUGCUCUACGCCAAGGACAUCCCCAACUACAAGAGCUGGGUAGAGCGGUACUAUCGAGACAUCAGUAAGAUGCCCAGCAUCAGUGACCAGGACAUGGACGCCUACCUGGUGGAGCAGUCCCGCUUACACGCCAGCGAGUUCAACACGCUCAGCGCCCUCAGCGAGCUCUACUUCUACAUCAACAAGUACAAAGAGGAGAUUCUGACAGCACUAGACCGCGACGGAUACUGCCGCAAACACAAACUGAGGCACAAACUGGAACAAGCCAUCAACCUGAUGUCGGGCAGCAGCUGAGUCACUGGCACGGAACUGGGUGCGAGGGAGAGGGGUGCGGGG
Molecule: messenger RNA, 5999 nt
Organism: Brienomyrus brachyistius
Lineage: Eukaryota; Metazoa; Chordata; Actinopteri; Osteoglossiformes; Mormyridae
Gene: plxna3
Product: plexin A3
Biological process (GO): negative regulation of cell adhesion; regulation of GTPase activity; regulation of cell shape
Cellular component (GO): semaphorin receptor complex
Molecular function (GO): protein binding; semaphorin receptor activity
Source: RefSeq, a predicted model, not a curated record